AUGGUAACGAUGACUUCAGAAGUGGACAAAACUCAAACUUCUAAGGCUACCAUGGCUAGUAAACCGAACGCAUCCACUACUUUCACAUCUACUGUCACUAUUGAACAUACUAACGGCAAUGCUAUUACGGAUGACGUUAACACAACAAUAACAAAUGCUACUGUAAAUCAAAGUGCAAUAACAACAACAAUAACUACGACUAAUACCUUAACAACAACAGUAACUGAAACUGAAACCGCAACAACAAUUACUAAUAAUGGCACAAUCGGUACAAAUGCAAACAACACGACAACUAACAGUGCCUGCACGUCCAACACAAAUAGCACCGGCAGCGUAAGUGUUACUGUUCCAACGGGUACAUUAGGAACUGCAAGCUCUGCUACGGCAUCGGGGAGUAGAGCGGGUGGAGUGAGCGGUGUUAGUGGUAUUUAUAGCAUCGAAAGUGAUAGCCAAACAUUAAAAGCACCGAGCCACAGUGCGGGAGGUUCAAAAGCAUUACAUUCAAAUGCGAAGACGACACCAUCAACGGUUCCACCGCCUCCCAAUCAAUAUAAGAAAAGUGAAGACUCACCAAAUGUGUUAGUGUACAAGAAGAUGGAAUCUAUUAUUGAGAAAAUGCAAGCAGAAUCAACUGGUGUAACUGUGCGCACUGUGAAAGCGUUUAUGAGUAAAGUUCCUUCGGUCUUUACAGGGGCUGAUUUAAUUGCUUGGAUUUUGAAGAACUUCGACGUGGAUGAUGUGACGGAAGCAUUACAUUUUGCACAUUUACUUGCAUCGCAUGGUUACAUAUUUCCUAUCGAUGAUCAUCAACUAACUGUCAAAAACGAUGGUACCUUCUAUAGAUUUCAGACACCGUAUUUUUGGCCAUCGAAUUGUUGGGAGCCUGAAAACACAGACUAUGCGGUUUAUUUAUGUAAACGCACUAUGCAAAAUAAGACUCGUUUGGAGCUUGCAGAUUAUGAGGCUGAAAAUUUAGCAAAAUUACAGAAAAUGUUUUCAAGAAAAUGGGAAUUUAUAUUUAUGCAGGCUGAAUCCCAAAGCAAAGUUGCAAAAAAACGUGAUAAAUUAGAAAGAAAAGUACUGGACUCACAAGAACGUGCUUUUUGGGAUGUACAUCGUCCGAUGCCAGGCUGCGUGAAUACCACCGAAAUUGAUAUAAAAAAGGCUUAUAGACGCGGUGCAUCUAGUCAUGGUACUGGUUCAGCGGGUGCUUCAGUAGCAAAGAAUCCCGUGGAACAACUGACGCGCAUUAUAGCAUUAAGGAAACAAAAGCUUGAAAGACGCACCAUUAAAGUUUCAAAGGCAGCUGAAGCUUUGGUGGCAUAUUAUGAGCAAUAUAAUGAAUUUGAUUACUUUAUUACUUCUACUGAAUUGCCAAAUCCAUGGCAAACUGAUAGCACAGAAAUGUGGGAUACAGAAAAAAAUACCAAAGAAGUGCCAUUAAGACGUGUGAAACGUUGGGGUUUUAGCUUACGAGAAUUACUUAAUGAUCCUAUUGGUCGCGAACAAUUUACCAAAUUCUUGGAGAAAGAAUAUAGCGGUGAAAAUUUAAAAUUCUGGGAAUCUGUGCAAGAAAUGAAAGCCCUGCCACAGUCUGAAAUUAAGGAAGCGAUUCAAAAUAUUUGGCAAGAAUAUUUGGCGCCAGAAGCACCAUGUCCAGUAAAUGUAGACUCAAAAUCUGUUGAGUUGGCAAGAGAAGCUGUGAAUCAAAUUUCACCAAAUGGACCAAACCGUUGGUGUUUUGAUGUGGCUGCUUCUCAUGUGUACCAUUUAAUGAAAAGUGAUUCUUAUUCUCGUUACUUACGUUCCGAAAUGUACAAAGACUAUUUGAAUUGUUCACGUAAGAAGAUCAAAUCGAUUCCUAAUCUAUUUGGAGUGAAACGUUGAGAUACGGCUAAUGAGGAGGAUAUGAAGAAAGGGAAACAAAUCCUUUUAGGAUAGCAGUAAACUGUGAAACGCAAAGCAACAAAUUAAUCACUAGAAUUGUUAAACAAAUACUCGUAUGGUAAUAUUAACGCAUGUGCUUUUUUAUUGUUUGUAAUUUAAAGGGAAUGCAAAUUUUUAUAGUGUACAAUAUAAU
Messenger RNA from Teleopsis dalmanni, 2080 nucleotides. It is a transcript of the gene RSG7, whose product is annotated as regulator of G-protein signaling 7. NCBI's taxonomy places the organism in Eukaryota, Metazoa, Arthropoda, Insecta, Diptera, Diopsidae. The record is from RefSeq and is a predicted model, not a curated record. The transcript is spliced from 7 exons. The coding region runs from base 1 to 1887 and encodes 628 amino acids. Gene Ontology annotation, biological process: regulation of G protein-coupled receptor signaling pathway; intracellular signal transduction; G protein-coupled receptor signaling pathway.